AUGGAUCAAAACUAUCUCUCAGCGGAUUUCUACGUCGAUCUUACGUCAACUUCUUCAGUCUAUUCAUAUGACGGUUUGCCUGGUGACCUUCUCUCAGAAAACAAUCCACCUCCCCUUGACCACGGUGUAGAUGGCGACGACGAUGUAGAUAUUGACGAAGAGGAAGAGGAUGUGGAAAAUGUUAUCGAUAAUGUUCAUGUCCGGUCUCUUGGAUCUACUAACAACAACUCAGAUGCGCAAAAGUCUUCUGUUCUUGACGGUGUCACUUCUGAGCAAUUCUUUUUAAAUCUGCCCGAAAUUGAUACUAAAUCUUUUAUUUAUGACUCAACGUACUUUUUGUUAGAGCCAGAAGAAAAGUCAGCCCCAAAGUUUUCUGAUAUGAAUACUAAUACUCCUGUUGUUGCUGAUCCCUUUGACCAACAAUCUCUCAACAAUAUUAUCUCAACACACAAUACAGAAAAUAAUAUGUCGAUAACAACUAAUUCAAAUAGCCUGGACAUCACUGCAAUGAAUACACAGAUUGUUCCAGCUAUAAAACUUGAAUCACUUCAAGACCAUACUACAUCCCCACCCGUUAACAAUCAUAGUCACACUACAACCGAUUCGGAAAGUGCACUUUUAGAACAACCAGACUUGCUUAUGUCUCUUCUUCCAGCAUCACAAAUGCAACAAACUUCACCCUCACCAGAAUUUACAAAGUCAUCUUUAAAGCAAAGCCCUAAUGUUCCAUCAAUUAUUCCAUCACCUAGCGAGCAUGAGUUAUCUACUUCUGCGAGCACCAAUACAUCUGGAUUUUUGCCAUAUUCUUCUCAUAGCUCUCCUGCAUUACAAUCUCCUCCACAACUUCCUUUGCCGGAGCUGCGAAGCAGAAAAAAUAGCAGCUCUAAUGUAAGACCAACCAUCAACAAAAUAUCUGCUCCAAAAACCAGCAGCAAUGUUUCCAGCAUGAACUCAUAUUCUUCUUUAUCUGCUGCAGAUCUUACUCCUCUACCUACUGAUCCCAUUCACACAGACGAAGAGAGAAAACGACGAAACAGAAUCUAUGCUAAACGUUCCCGUGAUCUUAAGAACCAAAAGUACAAGGAGUCGAUGGACAAGAAUAAGCUCAUGGAGCGCAAAAUGGACGAGCUCACUCGUGAAAAUAACGAGCUUAAAUUGAGCAAUCAGCGCAUGGAAUUUAAGAUUAAGCAACUUGAGCAACAGCUUCGGUUUUAUGGCAUUGAUAAUGGCAAGCAGGACUUGGACCACUCAUGCUACUAA
This is a messenger RNA of Magnusiomyces paraingens, 1260 nucleotides long. RefSeq lists its product as uncharacterized. The transcript has a single exon. The coding region runs from base 1 to 1260 and encodes 419 amino acids. NCBI's taxonomy places the organism in Eukaryota, Fungi, Ascomycota, Dipodascomycetes, Dipodascales, Dipodascaceae. The record is from RefSeq and is a predicted model, not a curated record.